Molecule: messenger RNA, 3346 nt
Organism: Leptopilina heterotoma
Lineage: Eukaryota; Metazoa; Arthropoda; Insecta; Hymenoptera; Figitidae
Product: insulin-degrading enzyme-like
Exons: 13
Coding region: 253-3165 (970 amino acids)
Biological process (GO): peptide catabolic process
Cellular component (GO): cytosol; mitochondrion
Molecular function (GO): metal ion binding; metalloendopeptidase activity
Source: RefSeq, a predicted model, not a curated record
UACUACUGUAAACUACUAUAUACUACUAUAAAGUACUACUAUGAACUACUACUAUAAACACUGCUAUAAUAAAGUGAAUAUAAUAUAAGCGGCGUUAAGUAUACCGUCAUCUUGAUUAUAGAGCUAUUCACCUAAUCAGUUAAGUCGCUUGAACAAUUUAAUUUUUUUAAAAAAAAUUUAAUUUCUUUUUUUAAAUUUUUUUCUUUUAAACGUGAAUUUUUUUUGCCAACUGUAUUUUUAAAAAAUCCUACAAUGGAAGUGUCUACACAGAGGAAUUCAUACGAGAAGUAUAUCGAAGAAAGAGAUGAAGAAAUAAUGAAGUCACUAAAUGACCAACGAGACUAUAGGGGUCUUAUAUUAAAAAACAAAAUGAACAUUGUUUUAAUUAGUGACCGAACAACUGAUACAGCUGCUGCAAGUAUGAAUGUCCAAGUUGGUUCUCUAUGUGAUCCUUCGGAUGUACAAGGACUGGCGCAUUUAUGCGAAAAAAUGCUGCUUUUAGGAAGCGAAAAAUAUCAUAAUAAAAACGAUUUUCACGCCUACUUUUCAAAAAACGGUGGUAAACUUAAUGCCGUAACUCAUAAAGAAAAUACAAAUUAUUAUUUCGAUAUAAAACAGGAAUAUCUCGAGGGAGGCUUAGAACAUUUUUCCCAAAUGCUCCUCAGACCCCUAUUCAAUGAAUCAGCUAUCGAUGAAGAAAUUAUGAAAAUUAAUUCAGAAUUCGAAGAAAAUAAAUCUUGUCCCUUCUAUCAUGUGAUGCAAAUUGAAAAAUUCGGUGUAAAACCAAAUCAUCCGUUUGGAUUUUUGGAAAGCGGUAACAUAAGUACUUUAAUACCAGAAGAAAAAAAUUUGAACCCACUUCAGGAAGUGAUGAAAUUUUACAAGAAAUUUUAUUCUUCCAAUUUGAUGACACUGAGUGUUCUUGGCAAAGAGAAUUUGGAUGAUUUGGAGAAAAUGGUGAUGAAAUAUUUUGUCGAUUUUGAAAAUAAGGACAUUAAAUUAUCAAAAUUAGAAUCACCAUUCGAAAAUGGUGAAUUUAAUACAAAAUUGUACGUUGUUCCAAAGGAAAAUUAUCGGAAUUUAAGUUUAACUUUCUUAAUUCAGGAUUUUGAGUCGUAUUGGUUCAAAUCAGAGCACACAAAUUACACGACGUUUUUACUUCAAAAUGAAAGUGAAGGAUCAUUACUUUCCAUUUUGAAAAGAAAUCGCUGGUGUCGCGACUUAUGUUGCAAAUUUCCAAAAAGUAAUCGAGGUUUGGAUUUAUUUUACAAUGUGAAUUUUAGUCUUACCAAUGAAGGUUACCAUCACAUUGAUGAUAUUAUUACAUUAUUUUUUCAAUAUAUCCGCAAGCUAAAAAAUCCAAAUAUUAUGAAUUGGGCGUUAAAUGAAUAUGAAUCUGCCCAAGAAUUAGAGUUUCGUUUUAUAAAAAAGGAAUGUCCAAUUAAUUACGUGAAAAGUGUGUCGAAAAAUAUGACAUUUUAUCCAAUGAGGUGUGUACUUCGCGGUCCUUAUAUGAUAUUUACAUGGGAUCCAGACCUCAUAGAAUACGUUUUAGGACUUAUAACACCGGAAUCGAUGAGAAUUAUUGUUGAUGCAAAAGAAAAUGAAAAUAUUCUCACACAAGUUGAAUCAAUUUAUGAAAUUGAAUUUAAAAGUGAAAAAAUAUCAAACGAAGAGAUUUUUAGGUGGAAAAAUCCUAAGCAUAUUGACGCUGAUUUGAAAGUGCCUCAAGGAAAGGAACAACCUGUGCAGUACGAUACAGUACCCAGGGAUUGUAUGGCCGAACAGAAUCCUCGAAUUAUUCGUGAGACGCCAUUAAUGAGAGCUUGGUUUAAACAAAAUAAUGAAUUUCCCGAUCCAAGGGUGUUAUCAAACUUCCGUUUCACUAGUUCAUCCACGUAUUUGAAUCCGUUGAACUACAGCAAUUGUGUUAUAUUUGUUAACUUAGUUAAGAAAGCCUUAAAAGAACAACUUUCUUCUGAUUCACGAUGGCAUAUUGAACCUGAAAAGUAUGGUUUUCAACUUUUCAUCGAAAGUGUUGGUGAAAAUGUCAUCUUCCUUGCAUAUCAGAUAAUAAAAGAAAUUCUGAAUUUAAAAAUUGAUGAAUCACAAUUUCAGAUUUUGAAAGAUAGUUAUAUUAGCGAUUUGAACCGUAUGAGUCAUGGGUGGAUAAACGUACAAGCAAACGUUUGCCUCGAAGAAUUAUUGUCUGAAACAUUUUGGAGUAAUGACGAUUUUCUGAAAGCAAGUAACAAAUUGACAUUGGAAAAUUUUCAAGAUUUCGUAUCGGAAUUUUUUUCAAAUAUACACGUUGAAUGUUUGUUAUACGGUUAUUUGACCGAAGUCCACGCUUCAAAAGUGGCUGAAGAUUUAGAUCAACAGUUGGCUGAUAAAUUAACAAAAAUAAAGAAAUUCAGCAAAGAAAAUUUAACACCAUUGUUACCAUCUCUAUUACCGACCAAUAGGGUAAUUUGUUUAAAACCAGCCUGCCACUAUCUUUAUGAGGUAGAAACACAGGAGAAGGAAAGUUGUACGUUGAUUUACUAUCAAAGUGGAUUACAAGAAAGAAAAUCGAAAGUCAUUUUCGAUUUACUUGAACAUAUUAUGUUUGGACCAUUUAGUGAAGGAAUAGCAAGAGAAGACGUGGGUUUUCUUUAUAAAUGUAAUGCACAACGACAAAAUGGUGUAGAAGGUUUCAUGAUUCUUGUACAAAGUGAAAAGCAUCCUCAAUGGGUUGAGGAAAGAAUAGACGAUUCGUUACAUUCAGUGAAGGAGUAUGUUAAAAACAUGUGUGAUGAAGAAUUCGAAAUUUUAAAGAAGGAAAUUGGUUCGAUGAUGUAUCAAAAGCCAUUGACAUUGGGACAUUCGCUUUUAAUCUUCUGGGAAGAAAUUUUAAGAAAGACAUAUGAUUUUGAUGGAAUGUCUUCAGAGGAGCUUUGCUUGGAUACAAUCACAAAAGAAAGUGUUCUACAAUUUUAUGAGGACAUUUUUGACAACGAUUCAAAUCAGCUGAAGAAAUUAUCUAUUCACAUUAUUCCGGAUGGAGAAAAGUUUGAUGGACAUGAACAUAGUGAAAAAUACCACAAAGGAAGCAGUCAACUAACUAUAAUUAAUAAUAUUGAUAAUUAUAAGGGUAGUCAUUAUCUUUAUCCACUUUUGCCUUAAUUCGACGAUGUUAGAAACAAUAUUGGUAAUGGUUCAAAAUGAAUUAGAAUAUUUAAAGUUAUUCUAAAUAUUGAUUAGAGAGUUAGUCAUGGCAACGAUAAGCGAAAGUAUAAAUUCGGCAAAUUGUUAAAAAAUAUAAUGUAUUUGAGUUAAUAAAUGUUAAGAUGUUCAGUAAUUAUUA